AUGGCUGACCAACACGAGGUCGAUCUCGAUUCUAUAAUUGACCGGCUGCUCGAGGUCCGAGGUAGCCGGCCUGGAAAGCAGGUCCAGCUUCUCGAGACUGAGAUUCGCUUCCUCUGCACCAAGGCUCGCGAGAUUUUCAUUUCUCAGCCCAUCCUCCUCGAGUUGGAGGCUCCCAUCAAGAUUUGCGGUGAUAUUCACGGCCAAUACUAUGAUCUUCUGCGUCUGUUUGAGUAUGGCGGCUUCCCCCCUGAAGCCAACUACCUCUUCCUAGGUGACUACGUCGACCGUGGCAAGCAGUCUCUCGAGACCAUCUGCCUUCUCCUCGCCUACAAGAUCAAGUAUCCCGAGAACUUCUUCAUUCUCCGUGGCAACCACGAGUGCGCCUCCAUCAACCGUAUCUACGGCUUCUACGAUGAGUGCAAGCGGCGCUACAACAUUAAGCUUUGGAAGACAUUUACCGAUUGCUUCAACUGCUUACCCAUUGCCGCCAUCAUUGACGAGAAGAUCUUCACCAUGCACGGAGGUCUCAGCCCCGAUCUGAACUCGAUGGAGCAGAUUCGUCGCGUCAUGCGCCCCACUGAUAUCCCCGAUUGUGGACUGCUGUGUGAUCUCCUGUGGUCCGAUCCCGACAAGGACAUUACCGGCUGGAGCGAAAACGACCGUGGUGUGUCAUUCACCUUUGGUCCAGACGUGGUGUCUCGUUUCCUGCAGAAGCACGACAUGGACCUCAUCUGCCGUGCUCACCAGGUCGUCGAAGAUGGCUACGAAUUCUUCUCCAAGCGUCAACUCGUCACGCUGUUUAGUGCACCCAACUACUGUGGCGAGUUCGACAAUGCAGGUGCCAUGAUGAGCGUGGACGAGAGUUUGCUCUGCUCAUUCCAGAUUCUCAAGCCUGCUGAGAAGAAACAAAAGUUCGGACGGCGUUAA
Molecule: messenger RNA, 927 nt
Organism: Trichoderma breve
Lineage: Eukaryota; Fungi; Ascomycota; Sordariomycetes; Hypocreales; Hypocreaceae
Product: calcineurin-like phosphoesterase domain-containing protein
Exons: 4
Coding region: 1-927 (308 amino acids)
Cellular component (GO): cytoplasm; nucleus
Molecular function (GO): protein serine/threonine phosphatase activity
Source: RefSeq, a predicted model, not a curated record